Molecule: messenger RNA, 3150 nt
Organism: Rangifer tarandus platyrhynchus (Svalbard reindeer)
Lineage: Eukaryota; Metazoa; Chordata; Mammalia; Artiodactyla; Cervidae
Source: the annotation of a GenBank genome assembly
AUGCCAGCUGGGGGCCGGGCCGGGAGCCUGAAGGACCCCGAUGUGGCUGAGCUUUUCUUCAAGGAUGACCCAGAAAAGCUCUUUUCUGACCUCCGUGAGAUUGGCCAUGGCAGCUUUGGAGCUGUGUACUUUGCCCGGGAUGUCCGGAAUAGUGAGGUGGUGGCCAUCAAGAAGAUGUCCUACAGUGGAAAGCAGUCAAAUGAGAAAUGGCAGGACAUCAUCAAGGAGGUGCGGUUCCUACAGAAGCUUCGGCAUCCCAAUACCAUUCAGUACCGGGGCUGUUACCUGAGGGAGCACACAGCUUGGCUGGUGAUGGAGUAUUGCCUGGGUUCAGCUUCUGACCUUCUGGAAGUGCACAAGAAGCCCCUUCAGGAGGUGGAGAUUGCAGCUGUGACCCACGGGGCCCUUCAGGGCCUGGCUUAUCUGCACUCCCACAACAUGAUCCAUAGGGAUGUGAAGGCUGGAAACAUCCUACUGUCAGAGCCAGGCUUGGUGAAACUGGGGGACUUCGGCUCUGCAUCCAUCAUGGCACCUGCCAACUCCUUCGUGGGCACCCCGUACUGGAUGGCUCCAGAAGUGAUCCUGGCGAUGGAUGAGGGGCAGUACGAUGGCAAGGUGGAUGUCUGGUCCUUAGGCAUAACCUGCAUUGAGCUGGCGGAACGGAAACCACCACUGUUUAACAUGAAUGCGAUGAGUGCCUUAUACCACAUUGCACAGAACGAGUCCCCCGUGCUUCAGUCAGGACACUGGUCUGAGUACUUCCGGAAUUUUGUCGACUCCUGCCUUCAGAAAAUCCCUCAAGACAGACCAACCUCAGAGGUUCUUCUGAAGCACCGCUUUGUGCUCCGUGAGCGGCCACCCACAGUCAUCAUGGACCUUAUCCAGAGGACCAAGGAUGCUGUUCGGGAGCUGGACAACCUGCAGUACCGCAAGAUGAAGAAGAUACUGUUCCAGGAGGCGCCCAAUGGCCCUGGCGCGGAGGCCCCAGAGGAGGAGGAGGAGGCAGAGCCCUACAUGCACCGGGCUGGGACGCUGACCAGUCUAGAGAGUAGCCAUUCGGUGCCCAGCAUGUCCAUCAGCGCCUCCAGCCAGAGCAGCUCAGUCAACAGCCUGGCAGAUGCCUCUGAUAAUGAGGAGGAGGAAGAGGAGGAGGAAGAAGAGGAGGAGGAGGAAGAAGGCCCUGAAGCCCGGGAGAUGGCCAUGAUGCAGGAGGGGGAGCACACAGUCACCUCCCACAGCUCCAUCAUCCACCGGCUGCCGGGCUCUGAUAACCUCUAUGAUGACCCCUACCAGCCAGAGAUGACCCCAGGGCCUCUCCAGCCACCUGCAGCCCCAGCUCCCACCUCUACCACCUCUUCUGCCCGCCGACGGGCUUAUUGCCGCAACAGGGACCACUUUGCCACCAUCCGUACUGCCUCCCUGGUCAGCCGUCAGAUUCAGGAGCAUGAGCAGGACUCAGCCCUGCGGGAGCAGCUGAGUGGCUAUAAGCGGAUGCGACGACAGCACCAGAAACAGCUGCUGGCGUUGGAGUCACGGCUGAGGGGUGAGCGUGAGGAGCACAGUGCGCGGCUGCAGCGAGAGCUCGAGGCACAGCGGGCUGGCUUUGGGGCUGAAGCCGAAAAGCUGUCCCGGCGGCACCAGGCCAUCGGGGAGAAGGAGGCGCGAGCCGCCCAGGCCGAGGAGCGGAAGUUCCAGCAGCACAUCCUUGGGCAGCAGAAGAAGGAGCUGGCCGCCCUGCUGGAGGCGCAGAAACGAACCUACAAACUGCGGAAGGAGCAGCUGAAGGAGGAACUCCAGGAGAACCCCAGCACCCCCAAGAGGGAGAAGGCUGAGUGGCUUUUGCGGCAGAAGGAGCAGCUACAGCAGUGCCAGGCAGAGGAGGAGGCUGGGCUGCUGCGGCGGCAGCGCCAGUACUUUGAGCUGCAGUGUCGCCAGUACAAGCGCAAGAUGCUGCUGGCACGCCACAGCCUAGACCAGGACCUGCUACGAGAGGACUUGAACAAGAAGCAGACACAGAAGGACUUGGAGUGUGCAUUGCUGCUGCGGCAGCACGAGGCCACGCGGGAGCUGGAGCUCCGGCAGCUGCAGGCUGUGCAGCGCACUCGGGCUGAGCUCACCCGCCUGCAACACCAGACGGAGCUGGGCAACCAGCUGGAGUACAAUAAGCGGCGUGAGCAGGAGUUGCGGCAGAAGCACGCGGCCCAGGUUCGCCAGCAGCCCAAGAGCCUCAAAUCUAAGGAGCUGCAGAUCAAGAAGCAGUUCCAGGAGACGUGUAAGAUCCAGACUCGGCAGUACAAGGCUCUGCGGGCUCACUUGCUGGAGACCACGCCCAAAGCUCAGCACAAGAGCCUCCUUAAGCGGCUCAAGGAAGAACAGACCCGCAAGCUGGCAAUCCUAGCCGAGCAGUACGACCAGUCCAUCUCAGAGAUGCUCAGCUCACAGGCGCUGCGGCUUGAUGAAACCCAGGAAGCAGAGUUCCAGGCCCUUCGGCAGCAGCUGCAACAAGAGCUGGAGCUGCUCAAUGCUUACCAGAGCAAGAUCAAGAUCCGCACGGAGAGUCAGCAUGAACGGGAGCUACGGGAGCUGGAGCAGAGAGUAGCCCUGAGGCGGGCCCUGCUGGAGCAGCGGGUGGAAGAGGAGCUGCUGGCCCUGCAGACAGGGCGCUCCGAGCGAAUCCGGAGUUUGCUUGAGCGGCAGGCCCGUGAGAUCGAGGCUUUCGAUGCGGAGAGCAUGAGGCUAGGCUUCUCCAGUAUGGCUCUGGGGGGCAUCCCAGCUGAGGCUGCUGCCCAGGGCUAUCCUGCUCCACCCCCUGCCCCCGCCUGGCCCUCCCGGCCGGUUCCCCGUUCAGGGGCGCACUGGAGCCAUGGCCCUCCUCCACCGGGCAUGCCGCCCCCGGCCUGGCGUCAGCCUGCUCUCUUGGCUCCCCCGGGUCCCCCAAACUGGCUGGGGCCCCCAGCACAGAGUGGCACCCCCCGUGGUGGAGCCCUGCUGCUGCUAAGAAAUAGCCCUCAGCCCCUGCGGCGAGCAGCCUCGGGGGGCAGUGGCAGUGACAGUGUGGGCCCGCCUGCUGCUGCAGUGCCUGGGCCUCUGAGCCGCAGCACCAGUGUCGCUUCCCACAUCCUCAAUGGUUCCUCCCACUUCUAUUCCUGA